Molecule: messenger RNA, 956 nt
Organism: Vitis vinifera (wine grape)
Lineage: Eukaryota; Viridiplantae; Streptophyta; Magnoliopsida; Vitales; Vitaceae
Product: agamous-like MADS-box protein AGL80
Exons: 1
Coding region: 87-476 (129 amino acids)
Biological process (GO): positive regulation of transcription by RNA polymerase II
Molecular function (GO): protein dimerization activity; RNA polymerase II cis-regulatory region sequence-specific DNA binding; DNA-binding transcription factor activity, RNA polymerase II-specific
Source: RefSeq, a predicted model, not a curated record
UGUGCCUAUAAAAAGGCACUUAAAAUCAGUGGGAAAGCAGAGAAAUUUUAAUACUGUCAGUCACAGAUCCAAGCAAACAUCAGGAUAUGGCGAGGAAGAAGUUCAAACUCCAAUGGAUAAUGAAUGACACAGCCAGGAGGACAACGUAUAAGAAAAGAGGGACGGGUCUGAUGAAGAAGGUGAAGGAACUGAGUAUCCUAUGUGGCGUUGAGGCGUGCACCAUCGUCUACAGUCCGUAUGAUCCGCAGCCAGAGGUUUGGCCAUCUCCAAUGGAGGCUGUUAGGGUGGUUGGAGAGUUCAAGAGCAGGACAGAGAAUGACCAGACCAAGAAGGGGUUAAAACAAGAAAACUAUACCAGGCAGAGGGUGGCAAAAGCUAAGGACCAGCUGGUGAAACAGCAGAAGAAGAACAGGAGAAUGGAGAUGGAAAACCUCAUGUACCAGUGGCUGGCUGGGGGGAAUGGGUUUCAGACAUGAACAUCAGAGAUUUUAGGGAUUUGAUGUGCUCCAUUGAUGAUCGGUUGAAGGCAGUCGGCCACAAGAUGGAGUACUUCCAUCAUCGGUUACCCCAACCAGGCGGUGCUGCUGCUCCAGCUGCAGUUCCCGUGGCCCAAAAGACUCUGGCUCUUGAGUCACUUGAAAAUCAAAUGCUAAUGGACAUAGCUCCCAGGCCUCCGGACAGUCUGGUCACUGUGGCGUACCCAGGAGUCCAAGAUAUGAUGCAUCCUGCUCCUUACGGUCAUUAUGAGGACCCCAGUUUCUGGGGGCCUCCCUUCUUCGCUUGAGGAUUUGGCAGUCUGCCUCCCAAGUUUUUUUUUGGUCCGGACACAUACCACAUGAAUAAAUUCUAGCGGAUCUGUACUGUUUUGGCAGUCUGCCUCCCUACUCUUUUGAGUGUCUCUGUAGUCUGUACUGUUUCCUAUCAAAAUUUUGAAUCUUAAUGAAUACGCUUAUCAA